AUGCCCGCAGCUCCCGAGAGGCCCGUGAAACAAGAGGAAAUGGCUGCCUUGGACGUGGACGGCGGCGGCGGCGGCACCCACGCCGAGUAUCUGCAGCAGCAGCAGCAGGGCAACGGCAACGGCGCCUCCUCCGCGGACGCCUCAGACGAGGCCGGCGCCCCUCAGGACACCCAGCCGUCGCCGCUGGCGCUGCUGGCGGCUACCUGCAGCAAGAUCGGGCCGCCGUCGCCGGACGCGGAGGACGCGGAGGAGGAGGAGGAGGAGGACGACGAAGCCUCGCAGCCGGCCGGAGCGACAGGAGAUUUAUCCUCUGUACAGUUAGCAGGAACUCCAAAUAGAUGGGAGGUGCUGUCUGCUACACCUACAACCAUCAAAGAUGAAGCUGGCAAUAUAGUACAGAUCCCGGGGGCUGCCGCAGUAACUUCGAGCGGGCAAUAUGUUCUUCCCCUUCAGAGUCUGCAGAACCAACAGAUAUUUUCUGUUGCACCUGGGUCGGAUUCAUCUAAUGGUACUGUCUCUAAUGUCCAAUAUCAAGUAAUACCCCAGAUUCAGACGGCGGAUGGUCAGCAGGUUCAGCUUGGUUUUGCAGCCUCUUCUGACAAUGGUAGUGUGAAUCAAGAAACCGGUCAAAUUCAAAUCAUUCCUGGCUCCAAUCAAACCAUAAUUGCCUCUGGAACAUCUUCUAGUAAUAUUCAGAAUAUUUUGUCACAAACUGGCCAGGUCCAGGGGGUUGCAAUUGGAGGUUCAUCUUUUCCAGGGCAAGCACAGGUGGUUGCUAACGUCCCUCUCGGUCUGCAAGGAAAUAUCGCUUUUGUUCCCAUCAAUAGUGUUGAUCUAGAUUCUCUGGGACUGAGUGGUUCUCAAACCAUGACUGCAGGCAUUAAUGCCGAUGGACACCUGAUUAAUACUGCACAGGCAAUGGACAGUUCAGACACUUCUGAUAGGACUGCUGAACAGGUUUCUCCUGAAAUGACAGAAAACACCACUGAAACAGACUUAUUUGUGCCAACGUCGUCAUCUUCACAACUGCCUGUUACCAUAGACAGUAGUAGUAUACUGGAACAAAAUGCAAACAGCUUGCCCGCCACCACUGGGCAGGUACACAGUUCUGAUCUUCAGGGAAAUUACAUGCAGACAUCUGUCUCGGACGAGGCGCAGGCUCAGAAUAUUCAGGUCUCCACAGCACAGCCUAUCGUGCAGCAUAUACAGCUCCAAGAGUCUCAGCAAACAACCAGUCAAGCCCAAAUCGUACAAGGUAUCGCGCAACAGACAAUCCACAGUGUGCAAGCCAGCCAAGGUAUAUCCCAGCAGGCGUUGCAGAACCUUCAGCUCCAGUUGAACCCUGGAACUUUUUUAAUCCAGGCACAAACUGUGACCCCGUCCGGGCAGAUAACUUGGCAGACGUUUCAAGUGCAAGGAGUCCAGAAUUUACAGAACUUGCAGCUACAGAAUGCUCCUGGCCAACAGAUAACGUUAACACCGGUGCAGACGCUCACCCUGGGACAAGUUGCAGCUGGCGGGGCUUUGACUUCGACUCCAGUUAGUCUAAGUACUGCUCAGUUGCCAAAUCUUCAGACAGUUACAAUAAAUUCCAUAGAGACUGGUGGCAUUCAGCUGCACCCAGGAGAAAACGCGGACAGUCCGGCAGAUAUUAGGAUUAAAGAAGAGGAGCCUGAUCCUGAAGAGUGGCAGCUUGGUGGCGAUUCGACACUGAAUACCAAUGACCUGACGCAUUUGCGGGUGCAGGUGGUAGACGAAGAAGGGGACCAGCCGCAUCAAGAAGGGAAAAGAUUGCGAAGAGUUGCUUGCACCUGUCCUAAUUGUAAAGAAGGCGGAGGAAGGGGCACUAAUUUGGGGAAAAAGAAACAGCACAUCUGUCACAUACCAGGCUGUGGGAAAGUGUACGGGAAGACGUCUCACCUGAGAGCUCACCUCCGCUGGCAUUCUGGAGAGCGUCCAUUUGUUUGCGGUUGGAUGUUCUGCGGCAAAAGGUUUACUCGCAGUGAUGAACUACAGCGGCACAGGAGAACGCAUACAGGGGAAAAGAAGUUUGUCUGCCCGGAAUGUUCAAAACGCUUCAUGAGAAGUGACCACCUCGCCAAACACAUUAAAACCCAUCAAAAUAAAAAGGCUAUUCAUGCCACCAGUACAAUGCUGGCCUCGGUAGAAGCAGCAGCAGAGGAUACUUUGAUUACUGCAGGUGGAACAACACUUAUCCUUGCUAAUAUUCAACAAGGUUCUGUUUCAGGGAUAGGAACUGUCAAUGCAUCUGGCACCAGCAAUCAAGAUAUUCUUACCAACGCUGAGAUACCUUUACAGCUUGUUACUGUUUCUGGAAACGAGACAAUGGAAUAAAUAUUACACAAGAUACCUAUUAAUUGUGGUUAUUUUUAUACAGUAGUGAGAAGAAUAUUGUUCCUAAGUUCUUAGAUAUCUUUUUAUUGAUGUGCAAAAAUUUUUUGGAAUGACAGUAACUUGGUUAUACACGACACUGAAAUGCCUUACUUUGUAUGAUAUUCCAUAGUAUAUUAAAAUGGUAAAAUUGCAUGGAUUUUGUAGGUACUUUUGGAAUCUAGAAGAGAUUAAAUUUUACCAACUUGUAUAAAAAAAAAAUUUAACGAUGGAAAUGGUAGUCUAAUCAAAUGCAUCAAUCCUUUGUGGUUUAGUGUAAAAAUGAGAACAUGUUGGUAUUUAUCUAUUGUAAGAUAAAAAAAGUUGAUUGGUGAAAAGAAAUCAUGUUAUGAUAAAAGACAUUUUGUAAUUUUUCUUGAUGACUGGAAUUUUUAUUAUGCAUAACUGACAAAUCAAGUUUCCAAGCAAAUGUUACAUAGUGUAGGCUUUACUUAGCUCAUCAAGCUGUCAUUUUGAAGCUAAUUAUUUUAAUUAGGUUAACUAUGUACAAUAUUUUAAGCAUUACUCUUGUAAGAUUUUGAAAACUACAUUUUAACAUGGAAUAGGGACAGUCACCUUUUAAAUUCUGUUGAAAAGCCAUGUUUAAGGUUUAAUUUUUGCCAAAAUAAUGUCUUGUUAAUAUACUUUCAGUAACCAAUUUGGGCAAUAUAACCAAUGUUUAAAAAUAUUCAAAGGCUUAGAGAAAUAGGUUGCAACAUUUUGGGUGGUAUAACAGAUAUUAUUAAGAAAGAUCCCUUUUCUUUAAUAUUGGAGGACCAAAAAAAACCAAGGGGUGUUUGCUUCAGCAGUGGUUUUAUCUAAUAUUGUCUCCAAAAAUAUCUGUCUAUCAGGGCCUUAAAAGCCAUCAUGUAAAUUACCAGUUAAAACAUAUGCAAAUAAUGGAAAACUAGUUCCACAGGGACAGUACUUCAAACCACAUUAAUAUUAGUCAUAGAGAAACAAUAAUAAUUUUUGCAAGGCUUUCUUCUGUUAAUCUUUUGGUUAGUUGAUCUGCAUUUAAAUGUCCACAUCUUUCCUUUAUGCUUUUCCCCUUAAAUUGUAUGUAUCCAGUACAUUUAAUUGAUAAACAUAUAUGUUUUUUAUUAAGCUGAAUUUUUUUUUAUUUUUUAAUUACUGUUUAUAUUUUCAAUUAUAGAAAAAUGUACAAACUUAAUUUGCAUAGCCGGUCUGUAAGUGUUCUACCAUUUUACAAAAAAAAGUACAAUAAUUACAGCAGUUCAUCUAUUUACAAACAUUUGAAAAUCUGUUCAUUUGUUCUUAAAACCACCUCAAAUUUAAAGGCUACCUUAUUGUACGUUUAAAGUGUAUUAUAACAGUGUGGUAGUUAAUAAAACACUAUUUUUUUUUCCCUUUUGA
Messenger RNA from Euleptes europaea (tarantolino), 3768 nucleotides. RefSeq names its product Sp3 transcription factor (gene SP3). Gene Ontology annotation, biological process: regulation of transcription by RNA polymerase II. Gene Ontology annotation, molecular function: DNA-binding transcription factor activity, RNA polymerase II-specific; RNA polymerase II cis-regulatory region sequence-specific DNA binding. NCBI's taxonomy places the organism in Eukaryota, Metazoa, Chordata, Lepidosauria, Squamata, Sphaerodactylidae. The record is from RefSeq and is a predicted model, not a curated record. The coding region runs from base 1 to 2355 and encodes 784 amino acids. The transcript has 6 exons.